This is a messenger RNA of Musa acuminata subsp. malaccensis (wild Malaysian banana), 857 nucleotides long. RefSeq names its product remorin. NCBI's taxonomy places the organism in Eukaryota, Viridiplantae, Streptophyta, Magnoliopsida, Zingiberales, Musaceae. The record is from RefSeq and is a predicted model, not a curated record.
CUUUCAUUAUGUCUGUGGUGGAACUUAAGAGCUGGAAUCCUUUUCCAGGUCUCUUUGGUGCGUAGCUCAGUCUGUGGGAGAUGGCGGAAGAGAAGCUGGAGGCGGUGAAGGACGUGGAGGAGGAGAAGACGGCCAUCGUGCCGGCGUCGGAGAAGAAGCCUGACGACUUCAAGGCUCUCGCCAUCGUAGAGCAGGUUGAGGAUCCUGAGAAAAGCUCUGGGGAUUCAGAUGACAGAGAUGCUGUUCUUGCAAGGAUUGUAGCAGAGAAGAGAUUGUCAUUGAUCAAGGCAUGGGAAGAAAAUGAAAAGUUUAAAGCAGAAAACAAGGCACUCAAGAAAAUAUCAUCUAUUAACGCAUGGGAGAACUCAAAGAAGGCAGAGGUGGAAGCUGAGCUGAAAAAGAAAGAGGAAGAACUCGAGAAAAAGAAAGCAGAGUAUGCAGAGGAAGUGAAGAAUAAAAUUGCAUUGAUUCACAAGGAAGCAGAAGGGAAGAGAGCAGUUGCUGAGUCUAGGCGCGGUGAAGAGGUCCUCAAGACUGAGAAAAAGGCUGCAAAAUAUCGUGCCACCGAGCUUGUUCCAGUUCUCCAAAGAAGGCUUUUUGAUUUUUUCCAGUCCUAAAAAUUGACCUUUCGUGACAAAUUGAAGAUGCUAUUCAACUGAUACUUGUAUUUUCUGAGUGUGUUAUAUCAAAAUUUUAGGUAGAGCUUUUUAUGAGAAAGUUGUGCUAAUUGUUUAGAGAGGUUUGGUUGGAAUCCUGGUGUUUUGAUCUGUAAAGUGUGUUUCAUGUAGACAAGUGUUCAACUCUUAAUACUCUUCAAUGUGGACAUUCUCCUGUGUGUUUAAACCAACAUUUAAUUA